UUACCAAAUAACAAAAUUAAAUUAAUUAGUGGUGUUGGUUCGCCUGAAGAAAUUUUAAGUUUAGUAGAGUUAGGUGUCGAUAUAUUUAGUACAAACUAUCCAAAUUUAAUGACUGAAUGGGGCAAUGCACUUGUAUUUAAAUAUACAUGGGAUGAUGUCACCAGUCAAAAUGAUACAAAUCAAUCAGCAAAUAAAAUCAAUCUUUGGGAUACCAAAUAUGUAAUUGAUACCACACCGUUAUUUGAUGGUUGUGAAUGUUUUACCUGUAAACAACAUACCAAAGCAUAUAUUCACCAUCUUUUAAAUACUCACGAAAUGUUAGCCGAAGUUUUAUUAACAAUUCACAAUGUAUCACACUAUCUUGGUUUCUUUGAAGAAAUUAGAAAAAAUAUUAAAGAAAAUAAAUUUGUCCAAUAUAAAAAGUCAUUUUUGGAAAAAAGAAUUCAAAUUAACAAUAAUGAUAAUUAUAAUUAA
Dictyostelium purpureum is the source of this 474-nucleotide messenger RNA. RefSeq lists its product as uncharacterized. The annotation marks the transcript as partial. Gene Ontology annotation, molecular function: pentosyltransferase activity. NCBI's taxonomy places the organism in Eukaryota, Evosea, Eumycetozoa, Dictyosteliales, Dictyosteliaceae. The record is from RefSeq and is a predicted model, not a curated record. The transcript is spliced from 2 exons.